This is a messenger RNA of Indicator indicator, 2380 nucleotides long. RefSeq names its product kelch like family member 7 (gene KLHL7). Bases 1 to 1761 code for a protein of 586 amino acids. Lineage: Eukaryota; Metazoa; Chordata; Aves; Piciformes; Indicatoridae. Gene Ontology annotation, biological process: protein ubiquitination. The transcript has 11 exons. The record is from RefSeq and is a predicted model, not a curated record. Gene Ontology annotation, molecular function: protein binding. Gene Ontology annotation, cellular component: Cul3-RING ubiquitin ligase complex.
AUGGCCGCCUCUGGGUCGGAGAAGAGCAGCAAGAAGAAGACGGAGAAGAAGCUCGCGGCCCGCGAGGAAGCGAAGCUGCUGGCGAGCUUUAUGGGUGUGAUGAACACCAUGCGCAAGCAGAAAACUCUAUGUGAUGUCAUUCUUACGGUUCAAGACAGAAAGAUCCCAGCUCACCGUGUUGUACUUGCUUCAGCCAGUCAUUUUUUUAACUUGAUGUUUACUACAAAUAUGCUUGAAUCAAAAUCCUUUGAAGUGGAGCUAAAAGAUGCAGAACCUGACAUUAUUGAACAGCUUGUGGAAUUUGCUUAUACUGCAAGAAUCUCAGUUAACAGCAAUAAUGUCCAGUCUUUACUGGAUGCAGCAAACCAAUAUCAGAUUGAACCCGUGAAAAAGAUGUGUGUGGACUUUUUAAAAGAGCAAGUUGAUGCUUCCAAUUGUCUUGGUAUAAGUGUGUUAGCAGAAUGCCUAGACUGUCCAGAGCUGAAAGCCACUGCAGAUGACUUUAUCCAUCAGCAUUUCACUGAAGUUUACAAGACAGAUGAGUUUCUUCAGCUUGAUGUUAAACGUGUGACUCAUCUCUUGAACCAAGAUACGCUGACAGUGAGGGCAGAGGACCAGGUUUAUGAUGCAGCAGUCAGAUGGCUGAAGUACGAUGAGCCAAAUCGCCAGCCAUACAUGGUCGAUAUUCUUGCUAAAGUCCGAUUUCCUCUUAUAUCAAAGAACUUCUUGAGUAAAACAGUUCAGGCUGAACCACUUAUUCAGGAUAAUCCAGAAUGCCUUAAAAUGGUGAUCAGUGGGAUGCGAUACCAUCUGCUUUCCCCAGAAGACAGAGAAGAGUUAGUGGAAGGUACGCGGCCAAGAAGAAAAAAACACGAUUAUCGCAUUGCUCUGUUUGGAGGCUCACAGCCCCAGUCCUGCAGAUAUUUUAACCCAAAGGAUUACAGCUGGACAGACAUCCGAUGUCCCUUUGAAAAGCGCAGGGAUGCAGCUUGUGUCUUCUGGGACAACGUAGUUUAUAUUUUGGGUGGUUCCCAGCUCUUCCCUAUAAAGCGAAUGGACUGCUACAAUGUGGUGAAGGAUAGCUGGUAUUCCAAGCUAGGACCUCCAACACCUCGUGAUAGCCUUGCAGCCUGUGCUGCUGAGGGCAAAAUUUAUACAUCUGGUGGUUCAGAAGUGGGAAAUUCUGCACUGUAUUUAUUUGAGUGCUAUGACACACGAACAGAAAGCUGGCACACGAAGCCCAGCAUGCUGACUCAGCGAUGCAGCCAUGGAAUGGUAGAGGCAAAUGGUCUCAUUUAUGUAUGUGGAGGAAGCUUGGGAAACAAUGUUUCUGGAAGAGUCCUAAAUUCCUGUGAAGUUUAUAAUCCAGCCACUGAAACGUGGACUGAACUGUGUCCAAUGAUUGAAGCCAGGAAGAAUCAUGGGCUGGUGUUUGUAAAAGACAAAAUAUUUGCUGUGGGUGGACAAAAUGGCUCAGGUGGCCUUGAUAAUGUAGAAUAUUAUGAUAUCAAGAUGAAUGAAUGGAAGAUGGUGUCUCCAAUGCCAUGGAAAGGUGUAACCGUGAAGUGUGCUGCUGUGGGAUCUGUAGUCUAUGUCCUGGCUGGCUUUCAGGGUGUUGGUCGAUUAGGGCACAUUCUUGAAUACAAUACUGAGACAGACAAGUGGAUAGCCAACUCCAAAGUCCGUGCUUUCCCAGUGACAAGUUGUUUAAUUUGUGUUGUGGACACUUGUGGGGCAAAUGAAGAAACUUUAGAGACCUGAAGACAUGUAGGAGAUGCUGAAACAUUCUUCAAGGACUUGGGGAAAGAUGGCCAUUGGUUUUUUGCUUCCUUGUUUUAAUGAAUCUUGUUAAGUCGAGUUAACAGAAACUGAGAUGCAGUCUUUCAAGUUGUGUAUAUACAGCAUAUCAUAACAUCGAUUUUUGUCAUGCCCAUUUUCUUGUCUGUUUUAAGAGAUGGGAAUGUGUUUUGAGAAUCUACUUGCGUAGCUGAGUUCAUAUGGCAUCUUCCUUUAAAAGGAUUCUCUGUGUGGCCUUGUCCAAAAUGAGACCCAGUUCAGUUAUUUAAAAGAACUCAAAGCAUUUGAUGAAGAUAAGAUUUCUGGUUAGGCAACACUUUACCAUGCACAGUUGCAGGGAUUCUUCAUUUAAUAAAAGGUGAGUAAAUGCAGUGGGUCAUGAUAAAUGAGCAUAAGUUUUUCUCAUACCUAUCUGUACAAAUCUUACUAGAAUGCAAUGAAGAUUUUUCCUCAAGAAAGAGCAAGAACAGCAGCAUAAUAAAGAUUCCCAGGGUGGGGAUAGGUUUUACAUUCUCUAGAUAACUGCACUCCUCCAGUGACUUGUCCAUCACUUGCAUGACUGCAUAUCAAUUUUUAAAGUUAU